AUGUGUGAUCGUAUUGUGCCAUGUUUUAACAAUCCGCAGCCCAUAAAAAAUCGCAAUUUAACAUUGUUACUGUUGGACUGUUGGCAGCGUGAGUACGAUCAAAGGCCAUAUCGUAAUUUUGUUUUCGAACAUCUUUGGUUUGAAGAACGUAUGAGACGGUCAUUUAAUCCCGUACGUGAUUUUGCCAUUAUCGUUAAUUUUAUCAAAUUACGACCUCAACUGCAGAAUGUUAAACUGGUGGGUCUGCAAGUGGCUGACAGCGAAUUGGAAUUGCUUCAGAAAUUUGUUGCGAGUUUAAAGAAUUUACGUUGCAUCGAAUUGAAGCUAAUGAAUUUGCCAAGGGUCUUUUUUGAGAUUUUGGCUGAAAAUGUUGGGGAAUUGUGUGUAGAAGAGUUGCUGUUGGAGGGAACCCCCUUAACUGACUGCGAUAUACUGAAUUUACGUCAAUUCAUUAUCGAUUCACGAACCCUUCAAAAACUCCACGUCGGUUCGUGCAGUAUAUCUCAAUACAACUUUGCCAAUCUAGCUGAUGGGGUACACAAAUCUCAAACUUUAAAAGCCUUUACAUGUAAUCGUUUAUUGGGCAACUCGUUAAACUUAGAUUCUCAAAAAAUUGCUUUGGUUCUGUCGUCAUUAAUAUGGCAAAAUAAAUUACAAGCCAUUGAAAUGGAAAAAUGUGAAAUGAAUGCCAAUGAUAUGGAAAUAAUUGCCGAAUAUUUAUAUAACGAAAAUUCAAAUUUAUUAAAAUUGAAUGUUGCCUAUAAUACAAUUGCGGCAAAUGGGGCUGAAUAUCUGUUAAAAGCUAUUUCCCAUUCGGGUACUUUAAAAUAUUUGAAUAUGAAUGGUUGCGGUUUGGGUACACAUGGUGGAGAAGUUGUUGGAAAAUAUCUUAGCUCCUGUCUGAGUUUGGAAUCUUUGCUUUUAGAAAAUAAUAAUAUUGGAUCGGAAGCGGUUUCAAUGAUACUUUUGACAAUGAAGAAAUCACUGCCGUUGAAGAAGUUAUAUUUGUGGGGAAAUAAGUAUAAUUCAAGAACUGGAAGUAUUUUAAGGCGUCUGAUUGAAGCCAGGGUAGUUGAUCAAGACAAUCUUGAUAUCACGUAUACUUAUGAUGACACUAUACCCGGUUGGCGUGUUAUACCAUGGAGAUAA
This is a messenger RNA of Musca vetustissima, 1149 nucleotides long. RefSeq lists its product as uncharacterized. Gene Ontology annotation, molecular function: protein binding. The record is from RefSeq and is a predicted model, not a curated record. The coding region runs from base 1 to 1149 and encodes 382 amino acids. NCBI's taxonomy places the organism in Eukaryota, Metazoa, Arthropoda, Insecta, Diptera, Muscidae. The transcript is spliced from 2 exons.